UCUCUUGCGCGGCACGUUUUGCGAUAUUUCGAUUCCAUGCGGAUAUUUCUGAAAAUGUUCCACAUUUACUAAGUGCAAUUUCGAAACAGAAUCAAAAACAAGCGGUGAAAUGUGUGCAAAAUUGUUUUGGUUGGGCCUAACUGCCUGCCUAGUUUUGGCAAGAAGUGGAGUCUGUUUUGAGGCAAAACGCUUCUUUGGAGUGGGUGAAAGGUCCGAAGGAGAGAGACUCUUGGUCAAGGAUGUGCUCCACUCUCGUCCAUCCGGUGGCGAUGAACUGCCCAGUGUGACAUUCACCUAUGAGAUCCAGGAGCCGAUCACCUGUAUUGAAUUUCUAUCGGAGGAAAAUAUUUUGGCGGAGGUGAAAUUCAGCUAUGUGAAUCGCCUGGUCGAGGGCUUGGUCCAAUUGGCGGGUGGCAAUCAAAGUGAUGACGACGCCCAAGAAAAAGCCAGCGUUUUACCAACCGUCGAAUUCGAUGUGACCAUCAUGGUGUAUGGCCUUAAUGAUACUUUGAACUUUGAUCCCUCUGUGGUCCUCAAUAGAGAUCAGCAAUACGAGGGUCAGAUGGUGCCCUACGAGGAAUACAUUUCGGAACCGUAUCAAUACGACACGGUAUUUGACAACAACCGGCGAGAUGCCCUGGAGGUGGACGAGGAAAUUGAGGCUCUGUCCGACGAUGAUGACGAAAUGUUUACGGAGGGUCCUUCAGCCUCAGAUCAUUUUGAAAAGCCGGAUAAGGUUAUUGAAAUUGGAAACAGGCAGGAGGGAGAUCAACUUCUAUAUGAAUGCUAUCAGUCAUCGCCCGAUGACUCGGAAACCCCUACCAACAACACGGUGGUAUUCUACUACAUCGACAACAACUCUAUAACAUACGUAAAGUUUGACAUUUUGGAUCACUAUGCCAACAACAACGCCUCUGAAGGGAAAUAUAUAGCCCCUGUGGCGGAGUACAGUCACUAUUCGAGCGGUACUCUUAAAGCGUCUAUUACGGAUUUUAACUCCAAAAGCCUUUUUGUCCAGAUGUACAUCUACGGUUUUUGGGGACGCGUGACGCCCCCCAGUUAUGUGCCCUUCCUGCCGCCGCCCCAUUGGCAACGGAGUCAGGACCUGGAAGCCCGCACUCCGGCCCUGGACACCCGCACUCCGUACCUGACGCCGCUGCAGAAGAUGCAGCUGCUCCUGAUGACCGGUCAGAGGACGACCCCGCCCCCAGAAGACUUCAACAGUAGCGGCGAGCACGAGGAGCAGCGGAGCAUCCGGCCGGAGGAAAUGAUGUUCGAGCGGAUCGAGGAUGAGAAGAGUUCGGCCCUGCGGCAGAUGGACCGAGGAUUGGGGGCUUUGCUGGGCCUGCUCCUACUGAUCCUACACAACUAGAAUAGUCUGUCAAGGGGAGACAUUAGUUAAUCCAUGGAAAGCUUUAUGAGUAGUCUUUAGUCCAACAUUCUGUGUAUUGUAUUUUACGAAAUAAACUUUUGGCCUAAGCCAAGGCACACACACA
Drosophila rhopaloa is the source of this 1496-nucleotide messenger RNA. RefSeq lists its product as uncharacterized. The transcript has 4 exons. NCBI's taxonomy places the organism in Eukaryota, Metazoa, Arthropoda, Insecta, Diptera, Drosophilidae. The record is from RefSeq and is a predicted model, not a curated record. The coding region runs from base 110 to 1372 and encodes 420 amino acids.